UAACUGUUGCAUUUAAAUUUCUCACUUUAAUUAUUUUUAAAUUUACAUAAUAUAUUUUAUGCAAAUUUUCUUUGGCUGAAAGUCGAUCGAAUAGUGUGUUUUUGUUUUUUAUUUUUCUUUUUUUUUCUUUAACACUCAGUUACUUAGACAGUUAGUCAGUCACUGGCUGCCUUUCGGGUGUAUGUUCACUUACCAUACGUAUAGAGAAUAUUCGAAUACACGCCCACUUGGAAUUUAGGUUAUACACGUUACUUAUACACAAACAUAUACAUAAACGUAUACAUGGAGGCUAGUAGGCAAGUAAUUUGUUUUUAAUAGUUUAUCUAAUGCUAUUAAGCAACAAUUAUUUGGUUGGCUGGUUGGUUAGUUGGCUAUACGUCGUAAAAUGCACUUUUCGAUAAUAUUUAUAGAGUGAAUAAAAUGCUUUUAAAGCUUCUGUUAAAUUCCGCUCAUAACAAUUAGUUUUAAUUUUUAUUUAAAAAAAAAAACUAAAUAAAUAAAUAAAAAAUAAAAAACCAAACCAAAAAAUAAAAAAAAAAAAACUUAAAUAAAAUUAAUAAUACAAACGCCUACUCAUAACCGUUAAUAGCGUUAUUAAAAUUGUUUUGGUAUGCAUAACAAUUUGCACAUUUGCAUAUGCUAGGGUCGUUGAACCAUAAAAGUGAACUUGUGCAGAAUAUAUAUAUAUAUAUAUAUAUAUAUAUAUAUAAAUAUUUUUUUAUUACGAGCUAUAAUUCACAUACCUAAUAUCAAAAUUAUACUGUGUGUGUGUGUACGUGUGUAUGUGCGCGUGUGCAAUGGGACCUUUCGAGCACAGUAGGCAUGUCGGCAAAAAUUAGGAAAGCAAGUUGAAAUUCAUCAUAUACGGUCAUACGCCCAUUUAGUAGCGAGUGUAACCUUUCAAUAGUUAUAGGACGAUCAUCAAUCAUAAACGAAAACAAUGCGUAUUCUUGUUGUAAUCGUUUUAAUUUUGUAUCAACUUUGAUACUCCUGAGGAACAGUUUCAAGAAAAAGUUUCGAUAUUAGUUGUACUAUGGAAUAGAAUUGUUAAGCUCCGCAAAAAGCCACAUAAGAGAAAAAGUAUUUGCGACUUGUGAUGUCUUAAUGAUGUUGCUGAAAAUAUGGCUGACGCUAAUGAGAGAGUUCUCUUGUCAUUGUUAUUGUGAAGUUAUAUUAAAUUUUGUAUUCUAGAACAACAUCGUCAGAGCAAAAUUUUUCAAUAUCUAUUUCAUUAUAAAAGCUUCUCGAUAACUCACGAAACCUAUAAAAGUAUGGUUGUAACUGUCGUGUGACUGGAAACAGCUCUGCGAUAUUGCUCAGCAUACGGCCGCUUACUUUUUUGCCGCUCAUUCGUCAAGUGUUACCUUUUCCGGAUGAAAGUGAAAGUUUAACUUGGUAGUAGUUUUGAAGAAGUAAGUAGACAUUAAAAAAAAGGUAACACGCCAAAAAAAGAGGGAAGUCUUAUUUUUUCUAACAGGCAAUGAAUAACUGGCGUCACAGAUUAUCGGAAACGCGUAACAUAUCAUGAUGCAGGGAAAGAGAGCAAUAUUCAUAUGGUUUUGUGUUCAGGUCACAAUUUCUGAUAUACGUUGAUGAAAUUUGCUAUACCGAUCUGCUUUGAUCCAAGCACCUGCGCUAUUGAAAAUGGUUCGCAUCGGCCCACUUUUUCGAUCAUUAAAAAAAUUGCAAUUUUCAAAAUGUUUCGGCAAAACUCGAUGUGUAAUACAUUAAUAAUACAUUUGAUUGAAACAUUUAGUUCGGCUGGGGUAACUUUCUGCAUUCCCUCUCAUAUAACCGUUUCUACGAAAACUUAAUCUCUAUAUGGCGGUAGAAGGUGCAAUUUUCAAUAUUUCAUGGUGAAAAUUGGUUCAAAAGUUCUAAUUGUUAAUAUUUUAUGACGAAAAUUUACUCAUGAUAGUAAUUCGAUGUAAAAAUCAAGUGGACUAAAUUUGAACCACCUGCGUCUAUUUCUUGAAUCCCAUUCCAUAUAAGAUUUCUAAUGAAAUAGUAGGCCCUUCAGAAAUUGAGAGUAGGUUUGUUUUCUCGCUGAUGGAAAACGAAAAAUGCUACAAAUUCCGGGAGUGUGGUGUUUUGGGUAUCCUCCGUCAUGAAAAGCACGCCUUUGCAUGCAAAUAAUGUGUAAUUUUUGGUAUCUUAUUACCAAAAUGCAUGAAUAACUAAACUAGGCAAAGCGGUGUAUGGUAUCCAAUAGUCGACACUGCCCGACUAAAAUGUUCUUGCUUGUUUUUUUAUUAAUUUUUUGAAAUAGGUAUUUGUUGUUGGUACGCCAACGAUGAGAAAACAUUACGCAAUGUUUAGAAAUGAAUUUUAAAUGUUUGCUAUCAGGAAUUCGCUCUGACGAGAUAAUCGACAUUGGGACAGAUAGAUUGCUGAUCCAUUUUCGAUUUUCUUUUCACGUUCGAUUAAAGUCAAUCGCUUAAUAAAUAAUAUUCUUUAUUAAAAGAAGAAAAGAUACUUAAAUUCGUUUACAAUAACAUUAUAAGCUGCGCAAUUAACGAAACAUUAGUUGUACGGUGAAAGGAUUGGGAUCCGCAAUCUCGUUGUUCUCGUUGCAAAAUAAUACAGAAAUGUGACAAGGCAGAUGAAUAUUGCGACACAGCAUUGUUAAGCACAGCAUCUUCGCAACACAUAAAAAAACUCGAUAUGAAAUUUCAAUAAGAAAACGUAAUCGAUUAGUGAGAGAGGAUUAGGAAAGUGCUUUCAAUAAAUUGACUAAGUUUUCUUUUAUAAAAUUGAAGUUACUGUCGCUAUUAACCGCACGUGUAACCAACGAUUGGCAUUUCGCUAUCUCAAGUGAUCGAUAAUAAAGAUCGGCCUCAAGGUGGUUAAGUCUUUGUCCCGCUUCUUAUACUCCUCGUCAAUUUUCCUUUUGUAACGAUAUAGGUGACACCCACGUACCUAUGAUUGUGGGGAAAGAAAGAAAUAAUCUUUUAUACACACCAACGGAGGAUGAGGGGUACAUUCAUUUUGUGAAAACGUUUGCAACUUGCAGUAGGAAGCAACAGGGACCCCAGAAAGUAUAUCUAUUCUUGGUUAACAUCAAAUUCUGAAUCGGUUUCAACAUAUCGGUCCACUUGACCAUCCGUAUAAUAAAUGUUGUACACAUUCUCCUGACCGCAAAAAUGAAGAGAUCGAUUUCCAGUUUGGCAGAAGCAUUGGAGGUUCUUACGCACAGGUAGGUAUUGAAAAUGGGAUAAAUCGGCUGAACGACAAGGCUACAGUAUUAAGUGAAUUAAGAACACCUCUGUUAUGCAAAGGAAAAAAAAUUGUUUUUUUAAUUGUUACUCAUAAACUAUAGCAGAGAAAAUCGAGAAAAAUUUGUCCGCUUAUUCUAGAGGCGAUGCUGUAGCACCUGUACAAAAAUGGUAAAAACUGACCACGCUUGCUCGACGUUAUGGUGCAUCAAAGUUUUGUUUGUUUUCAUUACCUUGAUAAAGCGCAGAAACAAGGCAAAGGAAACUGCAAGGAUCGCGUGAAGUAUAUAAAUCCUUGACUAACUAACUUUAACUGUUUGUUAUAAGAAUGAUGGCGAAAUGAGUUUGAAAGGAAUUGAGCUGACUGUGGGUUAUUAUUAGACUUUCAUCUCUGUUUAACGUUCUUAUUAGCUUUUGAGAUGUAAAUAUGUAAAAACAUGUAAAGCUUGAGAUUGCAGCAAUCUUCUUGCCCAUGCAUUUGAUGGAAACGCGAUAAUUUGCACUAAAGGUUGGAUAAACGACGAAUUAUUGUUUUUGGCCACUGUCGUUCAGCUUUCAAUUUACUUGUUUUAGUUUGAAUCAUAGCAACUUUGAAAAAAGUUUCUAGGAAAAAAUUUUGUUUAAAGAAAAUAAUUUUAUAGGAAUUUUGUGUUUUCGGCAAAUUAUUUGAGAGCAAUAGUCGAGAAAAUACAUACACGGAGAAUGCUAUAUCUUGUACAACGGGGUAAAGUACGCUCUCAAGUUAUACCUAUACCUGAAGGUUUACCCGAAGUUCUUGCGGAUAUAACGCGUGAGGUAUUACGCUGCCAACCAACUAGUGAAUGUUUAUGUCAAUUUAUUAUUGAUUAUUUGCACGCAGUUAUGGUUACACGUGAAAAGGCACAAACGGCCAAGAGCAUAAUUGAUACUGCCUUACAGGCGGUAGACGAAAUCGCAGCCGAUAUGUGCAUCUGUGAUAUACCCAAAGAGAAGUCCGAAGAGAUGAUUGCAACCAUGGAAGAUUGCUUUAAACGUUUCCUGGCCAAACGUCGAUGCGAAAUGGGCAGAGAGGGGGAGGUCGUGAAAUUUAACGAAGUCGAUUUGCUCGACGAAUUAAUAAAAAAAUGUAAAUUCUCUGAGAUUGAACUAAAAAUUUCGCAACCUCUCAUUGAAGCCGCUUACGCAAAGUUCGCGCACGCCUACGCAACGGCACAUAAGGAUGCCGAAGGCACUGAGGCCUUAUAUCAAUAUUUUCGGGAACGUGAUGAAAAACGUCGCCGCGAAAAUAGACGUUCGGUCGCAGCUAUAAAAAUACAGGCUUUCUAUCGCGGUUACAGUCUUAGGAAAUCGUUGUUUGAAGAGCGACCUUCGAAGCCAUUCGAAGAGGAAAGAGAAAGCGAUUUUGUGCUUCAAGAUGUUGCAGCUCGUAAAAUUCAACAUUUCUUUCGACAUCGUCUUAGUAGCAAACGAAUGACUGUCAGUUUUGAUCCCGUAAAGCCAGCGGCUGAGGAGGAUGUUUGCGAAGUUGAGUCUGUUGUCUCAAUGACUGCUCAUUUGACUGUCCAAAAUAAACCAGGGGACAAAGAGGAAGCAACUGAUGCUGAUCCGGCUGAUGAAACUACAGGUGGAGGAGAUGCUGCCUAGAUCAUUCUCUUUAAAUUUUCUUUUUUUUUUUUGCAUAUUUUUUUUAAAAGUAGGAAUUUGAGGUAUCUUUUUAUGCCAAUGGGCAGACAGAAAGAGAAACAGAAAGAGAAAGCGAGAAGUCGACCUUUAGCAUGUGUGUAGUUGUCAUUAUUUUCUUUUAAUCAUUAGAAGUGCAUAGGUUAGUUUUUGUUUAUUUUUUAGUUAUUUUUGCGUAUAAAUAAGCAUUGAAGAAAAAAAAAUGUUGUCGAUCACAGUACGGCGAGCAGUACAGCAGAGUAUGUGAGCGCUGAGAAAACAUAUUUGUAUCCGAAAUAUUUUGUUAAUAGUAGGUUUACCUAGACCCGAAGAACGCGUUCAGGCAUAUAUAUAUAUAUAUAUAUAUAUAUAUCUAACAUAUAAACAUAUAUUUACUUUACAUUUCUUUAUAAAAACAUGUAACAAUUUACUCUAUUCAUUAUAGCAGAAACCCCCUCCCUCCCCCUCAUUAUAUACGAAUCUAAAUUACGAGUUUGUCCAAUUGUCUUGGGGUGGCGGCGAUGGAUACUAAAUAUUCGGCCCAAGCCGAAUAUAAUAUUUUCAUCUAACAACUGAUCAGUUCGAUUAGGACUCGUUACGCGAGCGAUAUAGGUUUCGAUUUUUAUGUUUUGAGCAUUGCUUAAAUAAAUAAAUAAAAUGAAAAAAAAAAAAAAAAACUAAAUUUGUUGCUUAAAUCUGGAUAGUUGUGGCUGGUUUCGUUAUUUUCCUAUUACGUUCAACUAACCUCUGUAACAUCGAUGAAAUUUCGUCCAAAAUGAACCUGUAUUGCAUAUCUAUUCUAUCCUCAUAUUUGCGCAGAUAUCCGUGUGCAGGUCAUCUAAAACUUGUAACAAAUAUAACAAUAAUAGGAUUAUAGCGGCGGAUCGUUAGUAAGUGAAAAUGGUGUUUUCCCUCCUUAAGAUAGGGAAUGCCGAGAGAGGCCUUUGAAUAUAUACGUUUCGAAGAAUUCAAGGUCGCUUGUCGUUUUGUGCCUCGAAACAGUUAUCGAUAUUUUAAUCUUAUGUUAUUCUUAUGAUUUAAAUCAUUUAAGUUACUACGUGCUGUAUGGAUGGUUUAAAAUUCUUCGAGCACAGUCAUCGGAAGUCUAUGCUUAUGAUAUAUAAUAGAAGCAUAACAAAUCGUUUGACUUCAUUAAAGUAUUUGUUCAUAAUCAUACGUACUGUUCUGGCUUGAUCUAUAUAUAAAAUCAUUUUAAUGGUAAAGAUAUCUAAGUGAUGAACAUUCAAAAUUUGCCUUAAAGCAAGCUAAAGAUUUCUUCCUUCUUUUUUGUUGUUAUCUAUUUAUUUUUUUCUUUUUUUUUUUUUCGUUUUGUUUUUUUUUUUCAUCUAAAUGUUUUACAAUUUGGUUGAGUUAUAAAAUGUAACGGAACAUUGCCAAAAAUGUUGCUGAAAAAAAAAGAAAAUAAAAUCAAACGGAAUCUUACGCUUAAUUACAUUUCGUAAAUUUUGCAUAAAAUCUUGACAGUCGUGAUAUUAAAUGGCGCCACUAAUGCUUUUUUGAUAGAACAAAUAUCAAAAGACUUGAAAGAAUAAAAUAAAAAAAAAAAAAAAAAAAAAAAAAAAAAAUACAAUAAAUAAAAAUAAAUUCAUUAAAUUAAGACAACUUUGCAAAAAGUAACUAACAGCAAUUGCAUG
Molecule: messenger RNA, 6508 nt
Organism: Glossina fuscipes
Lineage: Eukaryota; Metazoa; Arthropoda; Insecta; Diptera; Glossinidae
Exons: 7
Coding region: 3918-4838 (306 amino acids)
Molecular function (GO): protein binding
Source: RefSeq, a predicted model, not a curated record